Molecule: messenger RNA, 727 nt
Organism: Paramecium sonneborni
Lineage: Eukaryota; Ciliophora; Oligohymenophorea; Peniculida; Parameciidae
Source: the annotation of a GenBank genome assembly
UUUAUAACAUUAAAAUGCUGAAAGUCUUGAUUUUUAUUUCAAUGUUAAUAGGAUUAUGUUUGAGUAGUCAAUACACUCCAAUUCCAGUAAUUCCUGAUGGAUUGAUAAUUGGGGACAACCCUAAUUUAGUAAUUGAAGCUUUUUAUGACAUUUUUUGCCCAGGCUCUAGAGAAUCAUAUAAUAUAUUCAAAACAGUAGUUGAAACCUUAGAGAAAGACUCUUUUACUGUAAAAGUUUGAUUUAGAUUUUAGUAUAUCAUUCAUCAAUUUCCACUUACAUAUCACAAGAAUGCCUUUGCUGCAUCAGCAGGUUUCAAAUACAUUUGGAAAUCAAUAUCAUAAGAAGCAGCUUAUAAAUACUAAGGAUUGCUAUUGAAUAAUUUAGAAUAAUUCACAGGUAAUAUAAAUAUAUCAAUAAAGAUUUGGCAACUCUGAAUAUGAAAUAAUCUGAAGUAGAUUAGAAGAUUGUUGAUUUAGUAAAAGUAGGAUUACCUUAAUAUUAAAUCGAUACUAAUGGACUACUAAAUUCAAUGAAACCUGGUACACCUGAAAAUAUAGAAACUAGAAAAAGUUGGAAAUAUGGAACUAGCAGAAGUGUAAGUGGAACUCCUACAAUAUUUGUAAAUGGAGUUUUAUUUGAUAAGGGAGAAGAGUUAUCAGCUCAAUAGUGGAUUCAAUAUAUUCGGAAUCGUAAAUAAUAAAAUUGAAUUAAUUUUACAUUAUGUAUG